Messenger RNA from Strongylocentrotus purpuratus (purple sea urchin), 2494 nucleotides. Its product is annotated as matrix metalloproteinase-24. Gene Ontology annotation, biological process: extracellular matrix organization; proteolysis; collagen catabolic process. Gene Ontology annotation, molecular function: zinc ion binding; metalloendopeptidase activity. Lineage: Eukaryota; Metazoa; Echinodermata; Echinoidea; Camarodonta; Strongylocentrotidae. Gene Ontology annotation, cellular component: extracellular matrix. The record is from RefSeq and is a predicted model, not a curated record. The transcript has 7 exons. The coding region runs from base 124 to 1536 and encodes 470 amino acids.
CUUCGUAAAUAUGGUUAUAUAGGACAAGCUAACCCGGAGGCCAGUUCUAUACGACGGUUAGAAGAUUACCAUACAGCUAUUCGAAAUUUUCAACAAUUUUACCGUUUGCCAGAAACCAGUCAAAUGGAUGAGGAGACCAGACGGUUAAUGUCUUAUCCGCGGUGCGGUAUGCCGGAUGUCAUCCCGAACGGUGAUCCGGGGCAAACCCGGUUUAGGAGAUACUCUGAUUCUGGGGAUAAGUGGGAUCAUCAAGAAAUUACAUAUAGAAUUUUAAAUUUCACCCCCGACCUCACGGAAGCGGAAGUCGUUGAUUCCUUCGAGCGGGCCUUUAAAGUGUGGAGUGACGUGACACCGCUGACCUUUCGUCGCGUUUUCGACGUACCAGGCGACAUCCAUAUACAAUUCUCCGAAUACGACCACGGGGACGGUGUCGCCUUUGAUGGCCUCGGUGGUACGCUGGCACACGCGUACUUCCCCGGGGGCAGUAUCGGAGGCGAUGCCCAUUUCGACGACAGUGAAAUAUUCAGCGUUUUCCUAUCUGAUGAUGAUAAAACCGAUCUGUUCAUGGUGGCAGCGCACGAGUUUGGCCACAGCCUCGGACUAGGGCACUCUUCCGACAUCCAUGCGUUGAUGGCGCCCUUCUACGUUGGCUAUGAUCCUGGGUUUAGUCUUGGUUACGAUGAUCUUCAUGGGAUACAGUCCAUUUAUGGUAUUAACUCAAGCCCUCGACCAGGUGACAGGUUUAUACCCCUACGACCCCAACCCAGUCCACCGGAUCCGGAAGUGGAGAGAUGCAGCAAAAGCUUCAAUGCUGUAGCGUUCAUUAGAAACGAACUCUUUCUAUUCAAGGGUAAGAAUUUCUGGAGGAUGCGAGAGCAGGGCAAACCUUUGGAAGGGUAUCCCGUCGAGAUGGGGCAGUUCUGGCACGGUCUUCCGCCCAAGGUAGAUGCUUCGUAUGAGAGACACGAUGGGAAAAUAGUCUUCCUAAAAGGUUCACAUUAUUGGGUAUACGAAGGAGUCGACAUGGACCCUGAUUAUCCGCGUCCGCUCCGUGAACUCGGAUUACCCGCCGAUAUCGACGGAGCUUUACCGUGGGGACAAACCGGCAAGACGUACUUCUUCAAAGGAGAUGUCUACUAUCGGUAUGAUGAGUUCGAUCACCGAAUGGAUAAAGGAUAUCCAAAACUGAUCAAGGAAAACUGGCUGGGAGUACCGAUCAAUAUUGAUGCAGUAUUCAGACAUUACGAUGGUUAUUCAUGGAAUACCUACUUUAUUCGCCAUCGUCGCUACUGGCAAUUCGACGAGUCUCGAGGGCAAGUCGAUCUCGGUUUCCCCCGAAACUUCGGGGUCGACUGGAUGGGUUGCAAAGAAGAGGACGCGAAAGUCGAUCAGCCGGAGGGCCCCGGUCAACUAAGGGCGGAAGUAACGAUGAUUUCGUCGAUGACAACGGAAAACAGUAGUCCCCUUACUUUGUCACAUUCAAGUCUUUGUUUAUGUUUAUCAAUCUCGUUUGCACUAUUAUUAAACAGAUCAUAGCAUGAUUGGGAAGUUAGUAGUUAAUCUAGAAAUUGAUUGGUUAAGUAUAGAUGUGAGUAAGGAUUUAUUGUGUUUAAGAACACCGCUGCAUUUGGUAAGAAUAGGGAAAGAUGUUGUGUUUCUACAUUUAUGUUCUAGCGAUCACGACUUUUAUUCAUUAAUUUUGUUCGCUAUUUUGUCCGUCUGCUUGCCUUGUGCAUCGCGUAGCUAUUUCUUAGUCAUAUCUCACCAACACGAUGUGGCUUUAUUUCAAAUAAUUAGCUAAGACUUUUGUCCUUCUUAUGCACCUUGAAAAUUGAUUUUGUUAAAAAAUACAGGAAUCAGACUUUUUAAAUAAAUCUCCUACUCCAUUCUAGGAUCUUAAUUUGGUUCAUGUACUUUAGCGUAUAAACCUUUUUUUUGUUGGUGACAUACAUAAAUUCAUUAUAGGCCUAGCAAAGUUCAUUUAUGUAUUAAUGUUCAUCGUGAUUCAUUACUUACUUUUGUAUAUAUUACUAUAUGGUUUUUAUCUGAUAAGGAUCACGGAUGCUGUAUUUAAACAUCAGUACUUUGUAUUAAAAUUGUGAACAAAAAAUUGAAUUGCUGCAAAGGAGGUGAAACAAACUAUUGACAGGAAAAGAUGGAAGAGGAGGGAAAUCAUGUACUAGAGAGAAUGGAAAGAAAAGGAGGAAGAAGUAAAAGAAGGAGAAUGAAAGAAAAAAGUGACAGGAGGAUUGAUGAGAGGAGGAGAAGAACGAGAAGAAAGAUAAGACGUAUAUGAAAAUGAAACAGAAGGCAUCAAGGUUUAAGAAACGACAAAAUAAACAAAUAGUCUAUAUGAAGAAGGAACAUGAUCAUGAAACUAAAAUUGUUUUUAGAUUAGAAGAAAUUAAUGUUAUUUGAUUUGUCUACCCAUUUGAAGUUGAAGCUUGUUUUUAUUUUUGUAUUUCACAAUAAAAAAUAUGAUUUAACGAAACAA